Messenger RNA from Nelumbo nucifera (sacred lotus), 1710 nucleotides. RefSeq lists its product as uncharacterized. The record is from RefSeq and is a predicted model, not a curated record. Lineage: Eukaryota; Viridiplantae; Streptophyta; Magnoliopsida; Proteales; Nelumbonaceae.
GUAUAAAUAGUCGAAACCCCGAACUGGCGAUUUCGAAAACCGCCACUUCGCUUCGUUUGGUCUCGAUGCAUAUCGCCAAGUUUUUUCACUGCUGUGUUUGUCUGACCGAUUAAAGACUCGGUUUGGUCGUGCCUUGGGCGUGAAGUUUCGAAACCCAUCUCUUCUUUUGCACGGAAAGCAUAGAUUUUUGCUCUCUGAUCGUCUCUUUUGAUCUCCUUGGAGAGAUUUGUUGCUUCAAAUAGAACUGGGUUAUUCCUGUUUUCUUGAAUUUUCAUUCUGAAAGAUGGACGAUCGGAGAAGACAUCAAGUUGAUAAUAAUCAUCAUCAAGAGGUCCUGAGGACACCCAAAAAAUCGCAGAACAGGAAACCGCCUUCUGGGUUUUGGCAGCCUACUGUGCCUUCAUGGGAGAAGAAAUUUUGCGCUUCUGUGGGUACAAUUCCAUGGCGAAGGCUCUUGGAAGCAAAGAAAGUAACAUCAUUCUAUGAGAAUGUGGUUCAGUGGAAUGACUCAGCUGGUGAAGAGGCAUUCAACAAUGCAAAAAGCCGCUUUUGGGCAAAGAUCAAUGGACUCCCUUCUGACAUUUCUCUGCCUGACCCAGAUAUCUAUAUCGACAAGAUUGAUUGGAACUCUGACGUUGAUCCGGAGUUGAUAUUGGACUUGGAUCGAGAUCCUGCCGUUCCUGAUGAGGGGGACAAGGAUGGGAAGGUUUUAGGUCUUACUGAUUCUCUCUUAUGGUUGAAUCGUCCAGUUCCAUGCACUGGAUGGGAUGAUGCAGAGGAGGAUCCGGUCAGAACAGCUAAGAAUUUGUCAUCUGAUCCCGUAUUUGGAGAUCGUCGUCAGAAUGCUGAUAUUGAUAAUAAUAAUCCUUGGGAAUCUGCUAAUAUUCAGGGGAAUGAGAGUGAGAACAGAACAUGGGGUCAGGAUAAAACAUGGGGAAAUCAUUAUCAUGGGGGUAAUUCAUGGGGUUUAAACCAGUGGAAGAACAAUGUUAAUGAGAAUUUGGAAUCCAGUAAAACCAAUGGAGGUUGGGGAACAUGGAAUAGGAAUAGCAGAAAGAGAGAAAAUGCCCAAUCAGUACAUGUCAAGGUAUAAGACCUCCAGGUUCCAAGGACACAACUAUCGACAGAUCGAUGGUGGAAGAACAGUGGCGGUAGGUGUAGGGUGAAUUUUGUUUACGAUCGCCCAAUGAUUGAUAAAAAGCCAUUGGCUCCAAAGCAGUGGAACUCAAUCCAAUACUGUGGCCCAAUUAGUCAUCGUGGAUGUGGUGAAGCAGGCAACAAUUGGGGCAUGGAGAAGCCAGUUUCUUAAAUGUGGACAGCCUAUUUACAUAUUCAUUUUAUUCUUUGUUAUAUAAGCAUUUAAGCAAGUGUUAAGGGUCGGCAUCAUAAUGGUAAGACCUGUACCAGCUCGUAAGACUCGCAGGAUCGAAGAUGUUGUUUCAUGUCUUGUUUGCUUCAGAAGAGUUGCCUCCCCCAAGAUUUUGAAUGGAGGUUUUUCUUUGAGAAUAGUUUUAUGUAACGACUACAUAUUGUUCCUUCAUCAAAUUGAUAUAUUGUUUGGUUUUCAUGCAAAAUCUGUUUUGCAUGUAACACAUAUUUCUAUAGUAUAUAUGACCCAGUUCAUAUAUAUUCUUUCAUCCCCUCUCCCCUCAAUAACUGAACCCUCUUUAUAAGUCCUAGAGAAGCAUCAUCCAUUGUAGUUUUAUGGAA